This is a messenger RNA of Colletotrichum phormii, 1326 nucleotides long. Its product is annotated as monocarboxylate transporter. Gene Ontology annotation, biological process: transmembrane transport. Lineage: Eukaryota; Fungi; Ascomycota; Sordariomycetes; Glomerellales; Glomerellaceae. Bases 1 to 1284 code for a protein of 427 amino acids. The transcript has 2 exons. Gene Ontology annotation, cellular component: membrane. The record is from RefSeq and is a predicted model, not a curated record. Gene Ontology annotation, molecular function: transmembrane transporter activity.
AUGUCGGUUGAGCUGCGCCCGAUGCCGAACUCCGGCGCUGCCGCCCCGGCGCCGCAGACUGAUGAGGAGGACGGGAAUACCUUGAUCCACACUAUGCCGCCAACCGACAAGGGCGCAGCCGCAUGGAAGUUGUUGCUUUCCAGCUUCGUUAUUGAAGCUCUGCUUUGGGGAUUCCCCUUGACCUUUGGUGUCUUCCAGGAAUACUAUUCCUCUCAACCAGAAUUCAAGGGCGACUCCAACAUCGCUGUCAUUGGCACAGUAUCCACCAGUAUCUACUUCCUGGGAGCCCCCCUCGCCGCCCCGUUAGUGAAGAUAUUCCAUCGCUACCAAAAGCACAUGGUUGUUAGCGGCUGGGCAAUGUGUAUUGCGUCUCUGGUCGGCGCAUCUUUCGCUACCUCCGUCGCGAGGCUCAUCGCAACCCAGGGCGUACUCUACGGCUUCGGAUUCCUGAUGCUCUACUUCCCGGUGCUGCGAAUGCUCAAUGAGUGGUUCGUCGCCCGGCGUGGCCUCGCAUACGGCGUUCUUUACGCUGGCGGCGGAUUCAGCGGUGUGGGAAUGCCGUUUCUGCUGCAACUAUUGCUGUCGAAGUACGGCUACCAGACUACACUACGUGCUGUUCCCGUCGCUCAGUUCCUUGGUGUUGCACCCGUCUUGCACAUGAUCAAGGGCCGACUGCCACCGUCGCCCCACGGUGCCAUGCGGAUGUUCGAUAUCAGCUUCCUGAGGCAACCUCUCUUCUACUGCUUCGCGCUCUCGAACCUGUUCCAGAGCUUCGCUUACUACAUCCCGUCCCUGUAUCUGCCUUCUUACGCCAGUGCCAUUGUGCUAUCGGGUACCAUGGGAGCGCUUCUCCUUGCAGCCCACAACUUGGCAACCGUUUUCGGACAGAUUGGUUUCGGAUGGCUUUCUGAUCACACGAACAAUGUCUUUAUGCUCAUUUUCGUUUCUUCUUUCACGUCAGCGGUUGCGGCGUUUAUACUCUGGGGAUUCGCCCACUCCCUGCCACUAUUGGUCAUUUUUGCACUGGUCUUUGGCAUGUUUGCUGGAGGCUUCCUCAUCAGCUGGCCGAAGUUUGGGGCGAUGCUUUCCGACGACCCACAGCCCGUAUACAGCAUGAUGGCAUUUGGCAAGGGAAUCGGAAACUUGGCUACGGGUCCGAUUACCGCUGGAUUAUUAACCAAGCCGGUGAGUGGGGGGUACGGGAUGGGCCGUUAUGAGUCGCUCAUUCUGUUCUUGGGCUCUUUCAUGUUUUGCUCUUCCUGGGUGCCUUUGCCUGGCCUUUGAAGAAGCGAGCUUAAAGCGCGGUAGAUUUAGUAUAGUUGACAU